Molecule: messenger RNA, 1014 nt
Organism: Schistosoma guineensis
Lineage: Eukaryota; Metazoa; Platyhelminthes; Trematoda; Strigeidida; Schistosomatidae
Source: the annotation of a GenBank genome assembly
AGGAUAUUGAGUAUUGGGCAACUUUCCAACUGUCGCGUUACAAGGCGUCUGGAGAUUUUGGUAUUUCCUUGUCCACCUAUCUGCAUUGCAUAAAUGUCCAUCAUUUUUGUAAUGGUCUCAAAACACUUUUUAUUUGUGUGUGGUUUCAUUCAUGGUCACCAAUAUUGAGCAUUUUUACUUGUUCGUUUGAAAUAAUUAACACUCAAGUGUUAACGAUAUGGCCCUUAAAAGUUCUCUUAAGGUAUAUUGCUGACUACCAUUAAUCCGAUCCUUGGGGGACUCUCAUGAAGAAUGGACCAAAGGAUACUAAAACUGGAAGAGCACGUUAAUGAGACUUUGAAAACGGACCUCAAAAAAACUUUAGAUGCUGGGGACUUAGUGUAUGGUCAAAUUUCGGAAUAUUUGGAACUAAAAAAUCUUAUUGAAAAAAUGAAGGAUAUCGAUGUCCCUCAAAAUAACUUAAAAACCAAAGUAAAUGUCGGAAGCAAUAUUUAUGUAAAUGGAUUGAUUUAUUCUGUUGAACCUAUUGCAGUUGACAUUGGCCUAGGAUUUUAUCUUGAGUGCAGUCAUGCUGAAGCCUUAAAUAUCAUUGAUUCGCGCAUCUCUAUCCUGAACGGCCGUGCCGAUAUGUACAAGAAAAGAGCUAAUUCUAUAAAAGCUCAGAUAAAGUUGUUUCUAGAAGUAAGUUAUCUGGUUAUUUCUAACAUUGUUUUAAGGGUCUCCGAAAUCUCCAAAAUAUCAAACGAGACUGCUAAACAGUAAGAUUUUUCUGUGAAUAUAUGUAUUUUACAUUUACUUAGAAGAAAGAUGCUUCAAAACAGUUUUAUGCUAGAACUUAUUUUACCAAUAAACUGAAUGCCUUUCGUUUUGCAUGUAACUCGAAUUUAAGUCCUUAAUUUUAGCAGACAAUUGUGAACCCAUGAAUGUUUCUGCUAUGUUAUAUGUAAACACCAAUAUAUUCAUGAGUGCUUCAUAUAACAGUGAAUUGAAAUAUAAGUCACACCUUUUGUCAUA